AUUUUCUCUUUCUGCCCCCCAACCCCUUCUUUAUUACGCCAUCGCUUCGAAGGUUUUGGGUUUACACGUCUCGCUCCUGAAGAAGCAGAGAUAUUCCAGAAACAAAAACGAUCCUAUUCUCUUGGAAACGCAGAUGGGAGCGCUCGCUUCUCCCAUCCCUUCUCCUUGGAUCCCUGAAGACGAUCUCCUCCUAAAAAACGCCGUCGAGGCUGGUGCUUCCUUGGAGUCACUUGCUAAAGGUGCAGUGCAAUUUUCUCGAAGAUUUAUGGUUCGAGAACUGCAAGAUCGGUGGUAUUCUCUCCUUUAUGAUCCUGUUGUUUCUGGCGAAGCUUCUGCUCGCAUGAUUGAGUUUGAUCAUUCUGCUUCAAAUCUUCCAUCACAAUCUCAUAGAUUUAGAAAUAUAAUUAGCAACAAAUGUGUUUCUGGGAAGAGAAAAGUUGAAACAGUCCGCAAAUGUUAUUAUGCCAUGCGCAAAAGAAUCUGCAGUGAGCCGCUUAACUCUAUGGAUUUGAGUUUACUUCUUCCACCUUCAAAUGAUAAUUGUUUUGGAAAUGGAGAUGAGCCUUUUGCAAAUUACAUGGUUGGAGAUCAUUUCUCGAAUAAUUUUAUGUUUGAGGAAUCAAAUAUGAAUAUAACGGGUCAUGAUUUCCCCCAAACUGGGAUGGAUGGUGCUGCUGAUGAUGGCAUUGGUGGAACUUCAAAUGCAUUUCAUACAGGUUCACAUGAAGAGGAUUUCCCAGGUAAUUUCUCUGGGAUGGAGGAAUUUUGUCAACCAAAUGAAUUGCCUGUGCACAACCUGUUUGAAACUGAUGAUUUAGAGGCAAAGCCUGCUUUGGCUUUUGAUCAUAUUAAUACAAAUCCUGGUAAUAUUUGUCCCGAAUUUGAAGGAAGUCAAGUAUGCAAUUCACCAAUUUCAGAUAGCGAUAUGCCAUAUGACAACUUGGGGUAUUCAUCGCCACUCCAUGAGAUGCCUCUUUGGAGAACAAUUGAGGGUAUUGCAGCACCAACCAUGCCAAUUGAUGAUAACCUUAGAGAAAAAGAUCAGCUCACAGGGGAUACAUUUGCCCUCCCCGAUGAUGAUGAUACUAAAAAUGCAAGUAUAUCACCAUAUGAUGUCCAUUCAGUUUCCAAGGUGGAAAACCAAAUACCAUGUGAUGAGUUGAAAUCAGAUGCUAGCCCAGAGGGUUACUUAGCAGAACUCUCCAAUUCUCUUAUGGACUUCUCAAAUGAGGAGGAACUUCUGCUUAUGGAUAAUGGAAAAUAUGUAAUUGGUAAGUCUUUUUAUGAUGGUUUGAGCUCACUCUUAUCGAGUCCUCACAAUGUUAAUAAGGAACACAUUCUCAGUGUAGCUGAACCCGAAGCCUCAGUAGCUCUCGAUGCACCUCUCAUGAUACCGAGUGCUACAUGUUGUGGAGUGUCAGCAGAGGAUGUUGAAUCUCAUGGUGGUGAUGGAGAUGUAGUUUGCAACUCAGAGGCUCAAGUGUUAUCAUCUGCAUCGGUGGUAGUUCCUGAAUUUCCUGAACGGCGUGAUGGUGUUAUAUUCUGUUCAUUUAACACAGAGGACCCAAAUAUUCCAUGCAAUGGUGAUAUUUUUAUACCCAAUGAGGUCCCUUCAACAUCUCUUUCCCCUAUAAUCCUGCGAAGUUUUCCAGAGGCUCACAAUCCAACUUCCUCAUCUCUCAAGGUUGCUCAAAUGCCUAGUGAGAGAGGUCCAAUCUUACAGAAAAUCCCUGGACGGUCAAAUGCAUCUUCUCAGAUGAUAGGAUCAAGGAUGUUACCUGAAAUGUGUCAAAAUCGUCAAGUUGGUGAUUCUAGGGAUGCAGGUAUCACAUGUGGAGAUCCAAGUCAGAUCAAUUCAGAAAAUGUAUUUAGUAAUGCUUUUACACCUGGAAAGCUUAAGGCAGAGUCUGUGGGAGCUCAUUUGGAACAGCAUCGUAGUUGUAAUGCUGCUGAUUCUUUUCUAGAUAAGGGUUGUGAUAACUAUCGAAGUUGUCCCCAGACAUAUGCUGGCUGCAGUAAAGUAGAUGCUCAGGAUAUAACUCAAAAUAAUCAGGUAUCACAUGCAGAACUAGACUCUAUAGAUGGGGCCGUCCCGCAAAUUUUAGCAAGCACUAUAACAUCAGAUCAAGAAGAAUUGCCUUCUGAGAGUGAUGAUGAUAUACCUUAUGUUUCUGAUAUUGAAGCAAUGAUUCUUGAUAUGGAUUUGGGUCCUGAUGACCAGGAUUUAUGUUCCAUUAGGAAAGCCUUGAGACACCAGCCUGAAGAAAUCCAGAGAACACUCAUAAGGCUGGAGCAGGGUGGCCAUUCUUAUAUGCGAAGAGCCAUUGCAUCACAUGGUGCAUUUGCUGUUUUGUAUGGCCGUCAUUCAAAGCAUUAUAUUAAGAAACCAGAGGUUUUAAUUGGGAGAGCAACAGAGGAUGUUAGCGUCGAUAUUGACUUGAGAGGAGAGGGGCGUGCAAAUAAAAUAUCUCGACGGCAGGCAACCAUAACAAUGGACAAAGGUGGAUCUUUCUAUUUGACAAAUCUCGGAAAAUGUUCAAUUUUAGUUAAUGACAAGGAAGUACCCCCCGGACAAAGUCUGAGCCUUAAUUCUAAUUGUUUGGUUGAGAUACGGGGAAUGCCGUUCAUAUUUGAGACAAAUCAAACUUGUGUAAGGCAAUAUUUGGAUAAAAUCACCAAAGAACAAGCUCAAACAUGAUGAUUCUCCAUGUUUUCCCUUUAAAUCAUUCGAUUCUCUACGACAGCAGCAAGGGCCUGACUGAUCAGUAAGCCUCAGUGAUACAACAUUGUCGAACCCAGUAACAAGUAGCUUCAGUGGUUGCAGGCUGAUCAGUAAGCCUCAGCGAUACAACAUUGUCGAACCCAGGAAAUAGCUUCAGCGGUUGCAGGUUUUUCAAGGUUUAGAGCUUUCAAGAUUUGGUUUGAUAUCAGAAGGUGCAUUUUGUUUUUUUUAGAAAGCACCUUCUGGGUUCCUUAAUCUCUUGUAUUUAUUUACCUGAGUAGAGCGUGGAUGAAUGUGGGUUCACCCUCCACAACACCCCCCCCCCCCCCUCCAAAAAAAAAAAAACAAAAAAAAAGAAAAGUGAAUGAAUGUCUCCUAGUUUUAGGCUUCAAAUUGUAUGAUACAACAUUUUCUUGUCUCUGUUUUUUGUUCUUUUUUCCCAAUUGAAUAUCAGUGAAAUUACGCAA
Molecule: messenger RNA, 3189 nt
Organism: Malania oleifera
Lineage: Eukaryota; Viridiplantae; Streptophyta; Magnoliopsida; Santalales; Ximeniaceae
Exons: 7
Coding region: 134-2698 (854 amino acids)
Biological process (GO): positive regulation of transcription by RNA polymerase II
Cellular component (GO): NSL complex; Ino80 complex; MLL1 complex
Molecular function (GO): protein binding; G-quadruplex RNA binding
Source: RefSeq, a predicted model, not a curated record